Labeo rohita (rohu) is the source of this 2210-nucleotide messenger RNA. RefSeq names its product scavenger receptor cysteine-rich type 1 protein M130. Bases 64 to 1737 code for a protein of 557 amino acids. Gene Ontology annotation, cellular component: membrane. The transcript is spliced from 13 exons. NCBI's taxonomy places the organism in Eukaryota, Metazoa, Chordata, Actinopteri, Cypriniformes, Cyprinidae. The record is from RefSeq and is a predicted model, not a curated record.
CAUCACUGUAUUUGGGUAGUUUGUUCUGCUCUGCAUUUAUCUCUGGAGGUGCAGUUUCUCAUAAUGAGGUUUCUAAUCUCAUUGUGUGUGUCUCUACUGUUGCUGAAUAAUGGUGAAAUGAUCAAUGGACAGACAACAGCUGUCAGGCUGGUGAAUGGAUCCAACCUCUGUUCCGGAAGAGUGGAGGUUUUCCACAAUGGAACCUGGGGAACAGUGUGUGAUGACCUGUGGGACUCUGCAGAUGCGGCAGUGGUGUGCAGAGAACUGGGCUGUGGGAGUGUCAUAGAGGCAAAGAGUAGUGCUUAUUUUGGACAAGGUUCUGGACAAAUAUGGUUGGAUGAUGUCCAGUGCCGUGGGAAUGAAUCUACACUGAAAAACUGUUCAUCACUUGGAUGGGGAUCACAUAACUGUGGGCACCAUGAAGAUGCUGGAGUCAUCUGCCAAACUGUCAGGUUGGUGAAUGGACCCAACCUCUGUUCUGGAAGGGUGGAGGUUCUCCACAAUGGAGUCUGGGGAACAGUGUGUGAUGAUCUGUGGGAUUCUGCAGACGCGGCAGUGGUGUGUAGAGAAGUGGGCUGUGGGAAUGUCAUAGAAGCAAAGAAUAGUGCUUAUUUUGGACAAGGUUCUGGACAAAUAUGGUUGGAUGAUGUCCAGUGCCGUGGAAAUGAAUCUACACUGAAAAACUGUUCAUCACUUGGAUGGGGAUCACAUAACUGUGUGCACCAAGAAGAUGCUGGAGUCAUCUGCCAAGAUUUGAGUGACCCCUGUUUUGAGCUCAACUGCACUGAGGAUGAAUGGUGUGGACAGAAAAAUGGUGUUUAUGGCUGUUUCUGUAAUGAGAGCCAUCGAAGACCUGAUCCAGCAUCUUUUGAUGUCUCUGAGGUUUGUAAAAGCAGCAAUGGUUUCAUAUCUCUGUCUCGCUGUCAGCUCUUUGAGGCUGGUUUUCCUACUGACAGCUUACACCUCAAUGACCCCAACUGCAAAGGAACAGUCUUGAAUGGCAGAGUGGAGUUCUAUUUUGACAACAAUGACCACAUCUGUGGUACAAGUCUUUUGGCCAAUGGUACCCACUUCAUUUAUGAGAACUUUAUUUUCGGAACUCCAAACUCAACUGAAGGUCCCAUCAGCAGGAAGAGAAUUUUGAAGUUGAAUUUCAGCUGUAUAUACCCCCAAACCCAAACACUUUCUAUGAACAUGGAAAUCAAUCCACUAGAGAGCAUUGUCCACAAGAAUCUUCCUGGUUAUCAAGGGAGAUAUCAGGUCAGGAUGGUUCCAUAUCAGGAUGCUGAGUUCUCCCAGCCCUUCGCUGGAAAUGUGAAUGUGGAGGUGAAUCAGCAGAUGUUUGUGGAAAUUCGUGUUGAGGGGGUUGACAGCCGUCAGUUUGCCACAGUGGUUGACACAUGUUGGGCGACACCUGAGAAUGAUCCUCAUCACUCUGUCCGCUGGGACCUCAUCAGUGGAGAGUGUCCAAGUUCAAAUGAUGACACAGUGGAGCUGCUGCAGAAUGGAGUCUUCACAUCCAGCCGUUUCUCCUUCAGGAUGUUUGUCUUCACUGUAAACUUCAAUAAGGUUUACCUGCACUGUAGUGUUCACCUUUGCCUUCUGACAGGAAAUCACUGCUCAACUCACUGUGAUUCUGGAUACCACUGGAGAGAGGGCAGGUCUGCAGAAUUCCAUGACAGUUCUUCCAUCUCCAUGGGUCCCCUGAUGUUGUCUGAAAGGAACUCAGGUAUUUAGGCCCCAGAACAACAGAACAUAUCCAUGGCUUCAAGACUGUGUGAUUCUUUGAUUAUAUUAUUUGUUUCUUUGCUAAGUGUCCUGAUUUUUCUCUAGAAUACUUUACAGAAUGAAAUAUUUGUACAAUGAAUACUCAUUGUUUUGUAUACAUCUUAUCUCUUUCUAAAUGAAUUUGGCUACAAGCUGGGUUUCUUGAUACCAUUACAAAUCAUGUUUUUAAGGUAAUCUACUACUGUUUCUUUUUUUUAAAGCUGGAGUAACAUCUGUUUCCCAAACAUGUAGAUUGUUCAUUAUUAAGUUGGACUUAAGUGUAUCGCUAUGGGAGCUAUUUGGUUCAAAGGUACUAAGGCCGUUCAGACAUUAUAGUUUCUUUUAAAGUGUGGCGUAGAAUCAUUAGGAAGAACAGAAACAAUAUCUAUAUUAUGACAAUAUUCUUUGUAGUUAUAAUGUUCUUUGUCUAUGGUACAGUAUAA